GCGCGCGGCCAAGGGUCCCAUCGUGUCCGUGCAGCGGCAGUUCAUCGGUGAGUGAGUUGCUGGAUGCACCACUACGCCGCUCCGCUCUGAGCCACGCGCUCCCUCGCUCACCUGCCGCACGUGGAUAUCAGUCACCUCAGUUUUGCUUGUCAGUGCGCGUUGGACUGUGCUUAGCGGUGCCUCGAGACCUGCUUAGUGUGGUGGUGCCCGCCUGCAGGACUGACUGGUACGUUAAUAAAGAAAGUGGAGGGCUUGCACUGCCGGGCUGAGGAGGAAGGGAAAGUCACGUGACGGCGCGCGUUGAGAGUGUGAGGGCGCCGCUGACGGGGGUAGGGGAGCGCCGAGCAGCCCCGCACCACUACCCUCCGCCAGGCAGCCGCGCGAUCCCGGCGGACACACAACUCUCGUGCCUCUCCGACAGCCUGCCUGCCCGACCUGCACACCUGGCUGCUCACUGACCUUCCUGCCCGCCCGUCUACCCUUCUGAGGUCUUUACAGUGCUGGAAAAGACCAACGAACUGAGAGCUGCUGAAGAUCUCUGCCGCUGAGUGAUCUCCUUGAGGUCGACUCCUGGGCGCACUCCGUCUCUCUCCAGGACAAGGAAUCUCUCUGGAGCCCUUUCUUCAGGCGCAGACACGGGCCGGGACCAGCGGGAGCCAAGGUCUGUAGUGGUCUUGUCUUAGCUGAGGCUGCAGGCGAGUGACAGGAUGGACGUGGUGCUGGGCCAUCGCUUCCCGCAACACAGCCAAGACUUCCCCCCCGCCAAGGGUGUCAUGUACAACGGAGAUAAAACUCCUGACACUACCAUGGGCCUUAGAAACUUGAAUGACAAGGAAAACUCCACACCACUGCGAUCACACGAAGUGGACGCGGGGAGAGCAACCUCCACACACAUCACGGGCGGCGCCAAGCAUUCCAGGCAGCUGUACACGACACUGCAGGGUCAGCGGCUUUCCAGCGAUGAUAGAAAGCAAAGCACUGCAGAGGAAGCAGCGCUGGAUAAGAAAGAAACCCAGACAAACGAGGGAAGGAAGCAAGUGUCUACAAUGCCAGACGAAGCGACGGUAGACAAGAAGGCGAGCCAGCCCAACGACAAGCCUAAAAUGCAGUCGAUCCUGAGACGAACUCCCUCCACGGCCAGCCCCGAGGAGCGAGACACGAGGGACUCCGCCGAAUCCAGCGACGGGAAAGACGGACAAGACAGCGGCGGCGAGAGGGAGAUGAGCUGGGGCCGGAGGGCGUGGGACAUGACACAGCGGAUGAAGGCACAGAUGAGAGAGGAGUUUUUCAAGGUGCCUUACGAGGAGUGCAACAGAGAGGCGGCGCGGAGCCUUGGCGGGCGCCUCAACAAGUCCGAGCCGCGACUUCACACCCUCGGCAAGGACAGGAAGAAAAGGAACUCACUCUCCUACAAGCGAAGGGUGCACUUUGACCUUGACUACGAUGACGAGGAGGACAGGAAGCCGCUGAGAACCCGCAGUAAGUCUUUCGAGGCGGCGGACCCAGUGAAGAAGGUUGUGGUAUCGAUUUACUCCAUAGACAACAAGCCGAAGAGCGUCAUUCAGCCGGACUCCCUCAAGUACCUCGACGCCGCGGGAGGCAGACACACGCCCACCACAGCAAGAGCUAAGAGUGCUCGUCCAACAGACCUCGACAGUUUGCAGCAGGCCUCGGCGAGUGUGGCAGACAGACAGCAACAGCAACAACCUACCGAUCAAGUCACCACACCCACGGCCACCACAAGAACACCACUGAGGGCCGACUCCACCACCACCACCACCACGAGAAACAACCUCCACACAACACCAGCGCCUCAAGCCUCCAGCCCCUCGCCCCUCAGCCCUCAAGAGCCAACCUUCACACCAAGACACUCUCCUCCGUCGCCUCUGCACACUCAUACUCCCUAUACCCCGCACUCUGCCUCCCAGCCCUCAUCUCUCAACGCUGACCAACCCAAGUCCUCACCUCACGUAUCUAACCCACCCCAGCCAGCGCCAACACCUUCCACGCCCUCACUGCAUGCCUCUGACCCUCCAAAGCCUGCCCCACCCCCUGUCCCCGCCCCACGGUCACGUCUCAUCAAAGCACACUCGCUCCCGGCCACUCAGCCAACCCAUCACUCAACCCUUCAGCCAGACAACCAAGCAGCCACUCAGUCCCCUUACCCACCAAUCCUAGAGGCAAUUCACCGCUCCAUCUCUCAACCAACCCAUCAGCCAGACCUUCAGCCAUCGCCCCCUCGCCCUGACUAUCUCAACCUAGGCCUUCCCUCCUCCGUGCGGGCUGCCAUCCAGGUCUUCACACCCACUAAGACCCUCCUCCACCCACAGAGAGCUGCACCCACACACACAGAGCGCACAUCACCCCCAGCACCUUCCACCGCCAACACACCCGCCACCAUUACAACCCUCAGCAGCCCUAUGGUGUCCCCGGUAGCCCCCUCAACGCCUCAGUCCCCCAGAAAUACCCCCAACAUGACAUCCGCCGCCCCUAUUCCCAUGCCCCGUAAGCGGAUAUCGGUGUCACAGCAAACACCCACGCCUCAGCAGUCUCCAUACCACCAACACAACAAUAACAACAACACUACCGCUAAGAACAUUAACAAUAACAAUUCUGCCCACGCACGGACCGCCUUCCUGAGCUCCAUGGAUUCUCAGGCCGCAAAAAGCAACGUCGGUGGAGCCCAAACAGUGAACGGUAACCUUAUGCACAAGACACUAGAGGAGUUCACAAGCGUUACUGAUAAUAAAACGAGCCUCAACAACAACUCACACGCCUUCCUGAGCUCCGUGGAUUCUCAGGCCGCAAAAAGCAACGUCGGUGGAGCCCAAACAGUGAACGGUAACCUAAUGCAGAAGAUACAAGAGGAGAUCACAAGCGUUUCUGAUAACAAAACUAACCUCAACAACAACUCACACGCACGGGCCGCGUUUCUAAGCUCUCUGGAUUCUCAGGCCGCAAAAAGCAACGUCGAUGGAGCCCAAACAGUGAACGGUAACCUAAUGCACAAGAUACAAGAGGAGAUCACAAGCGUUUCUGAUAACAAAACCAACCUUAACAACAAUUCACACGCACGGGCCGCUUUCCUGAGCUCCAUGGAUUAUCAGGCUGCGAAAAACAACCUGACUAACGCCCAUACAUUGAACCCGAUGCACAAGACACAAGAAUUCACAAGCCUUACUGAUAAUACCCACAAAACCAACCUUAACAACAAGUCAUCCCACGCACGAACCGCCCUUCUUAGCUCCAUGGAUUCUCAGGCUGCGAAAGACAAGCUGACUAACGCCCAUACAGUGAACCCAAUGCAUAAGAUUCACGAGGAGUCCGCCAGCUUUACCACAGUCUACCCUGAAAAGAGUGGGAGAACCGGCGCAGCGAGGCGAAGAAAGAGCACGAACCUUGAUAGGGAAAACUGCGUCAAUAUCCUCAUGACCAAAGGGGAGAGUUACGCCAAGCACAACAUCGUCAUCAGCAGCCAUACGUCGUCAGCGCCGCCGUCAGUCACCGUCAGGAAGGUUCUCGUACCCUCGACCACCCCGUCCAGAAGCUCGCCCUCCCCCACCCCCUCCUGCGCCUCCUCCAGCUGCUCCUUCGGGUCCUCGGGCAGCUCGUCUGGGUGUUACUCCGGUUCUCCGUCACCGACCCCGACGCCGUCCCCGACCAGGAUCAGGGCAUCGUGCACGCCGACGGAUCUCUAAGAUGUCGGCUGGUGUUGCGGAGGGCCUGCCAAUACCUAACCCCACGACGAGACACAGUAGCCAGACGGACGGACCUGCCUCGCUUCGACCCAACGAGUGAGUGAAGCCUGAACAUGAUCGCCAGAACCCCCCGCUGCCGCCACCACCACCUUCAGUCUUGCCUUGGACGCGGCCAGGGCAGAGAGAGUGUCCCCGUUGCCUCCACCUUCAUCCUGAGCCCCCGCGGCGGUGCUCCUCCUGCCGCUCCGUUGCGUCAAGUCUCCGGGUCCUUGAAGCACUCAAAGUCCGGGAGUUUUCGUGCGUCAGUGUGCGUGAUGAGUCAGGAGGAAUCUUCACCCUGCGAUGUGUGACGAAAGGAUUGAAUCACCCUUCUGUAAUUACGAGAAGUGACUCAUCUUGUGACAAAUGCGUUACCGUCAGCGGCUUUCUCCAUUCUGUAACCGCUGUUCGCCCAAGCACAUUAUAUGACCAAAGGAAAAGGGUUGUAUUUGCGAUAAGGCAGACAGAUAAUGUAACCGGGAAAAGAGUGCAACACGCGUCUCCUAUAGAAUCUUUGUCAUACAUAUAGGGAAGAGAAAUCACAGGCAAAGGAAUUAAGACUGCUUCAGAGUUUACCACUGAAAGAGUGAAAGAACUGCGUGACUGACAGUGAAAGAGAGAGGAAGAAGAUUAUAGAAUGGUAGUGAGCCUUGUAAUUAUACCGAGAAACUGAUCCUGAACUGCGUGACUGACA
This is a messenger RNA of Eriocheir sinensis (Chinese mitten crab), 4431 nucleotides long. RefSeq lists its product as uncharacterized. NCBI's taxonomy places the organism in Eukaryota, Metazoa, Arthropoda, Malacostraca, Decapoda, Varunidae. The transcript is spliced from 6 exons. Bases 708 to 3698 code for a protein of 996 amino acids. The record is from RefSeq and is a predicted model, not a curated record.